Pseudocercospora fijiensis CIRAD86 is the source of this 396-nucleotide messenger RNA. RefSeq lists its product as uncharacterized. The record is from RefSeq and is a predicted model, not a curated record. Lineage: Eukaryota; Fungi; Ascomycota; Dothideomycetes; Mycosphaerellales; Mycosphaerellaceae. The transcript has a single exon. Bases 1 to 396 code for a protein of 131 amino acids.
AUGGGUCUGCUCGGCCUAGCCAAAGACAAGCUCACCAGGGAAAGGAAUGCUCGGCAGGAAUCGCCAGCAAAGUCAUCAGCAGCGAAGACCGAAAGCAUGUUGAAGGCUGAACGAUGUCUCAAAAGCUCUACAUCUCCCGCUGAAGUCCACACUGCCAGCGAGAAGCAACAUGAAUCCGAUAGCGAUCGUCGUGUCGAGUGCCUUGCCGUCACUCAAGACGCCGGCCAUACAACAUUGCCAUCUCCCACACCCGACAGCCCGGUAUCAAAACCGAAGAUCGUGAUGAGUGGCCUGCCCGCAAGUGCUGGAUACUUCCACAGCAGCCACAUGUCAGAAGACAGAUAUGCAUGGCCUCAUCCUGCGACUCGCAGCUAUGAUGACCGGACAGCAGCCUAG